Messenger RNA from Grammomys surdaster, 5650 nucleotides. RefSeq names its product unc-13 homolog A (gene Unc13a). The coding region runs from base 84 to 5294 and encodes 1736 amino acids. The record is from RefSeq and is a predicted model, not a curated record. Gene Ontology annotation, biological process: dense core granule priming; synaptic transmission, glutamatergic; synaptic vesicle maturation. The transcript is spliced from 45 exons. Gene Ontology annotation, cellular component: presynaptic active zone cytoplasmic component; terminal bouton; synaptic vesicle membrane. NCBI's taxonomy places the organism in Eukaryota, Metazoa, Chordata, Mammalia, Rodentia, Muridae. Gene Ontology annotation, molecular function: calmodulin binding; diacylglycerol binding; syntaxin-1 binding.
UGAAGCGACAUGGCCGGCGGCCGGGCCCCGGCGUAAGCCCUGAGCCCCGCGCUGCGCCCGCCGCGCUCUGGCCUCCUGGAGUCAUGUCUCUGCUGUGCGUGGGAGUCAAAAAAGCCAAGUUUGACGGUGCCCAAGAGAAGUUCAACACAUACGUGACGCUGAAGGUGCAGAACGUGAAGAGCACUACCAUAGCUGUACGCGGCAGCCAGCCCAGCUGGGAGCAGGACUUCAUGUUUGAGAUCAACCGCCUGGAUCUAGGCCUGACAGUGGAGGUGUGGAACAAAGGUCUCAUCUGGGACACGAUGGUGGGCACUGUGUGGAUCCCACUGCGGACCAUCCGCCAGUCCAAUGAGGAGGGCCCGGGAGAGUGGCUCACACUGGACUCCCAGGCCAUCAUGGCGGACAGUGAGAUCUGUGGGACCAAGGACCCCACCUUCCAUCGCAUCCUCCUGGACGCUCACUUCGAGCUGCCUUUGGACAUCCCUGAGGAGGAGGCGCGCUACUGGGCCAAGAAGCUGGAGCAGCUGAAUGCCAUGCGUGACCAGGAUGAGUACUCCUUCCAGGACCAGCAGGACAAGCCGCUGCCGGUGCCCAGCAGCCAGUGCUGCAACUGGAAUUACUUUGGCUGGGGAGAACAGAAUGAUGACCCCGACAGUGCGGUGGAUGACCGGGACAGUGACUAUAGGAGUGAGACCAGCAACAGCAUUCCACCGCCCUACUACACGACUUCACAGCCUAAUGCCUCCGUGCACCAGUACUCCGUGCGGCCGCCUCCCCUGGGGUCCCGGGAGUCCUACAGUGACUCCAUGCACAGCUAUGAGGAAUUCUCUGAGCCGCGGGCGCUCAGCCCCACAGGCAGCAGCCGCUAUGCUUCCUCUGGGGAGCUGAGCCAAGGCAGCUCACAGCUGAGCGAGGACUUCGACCCAGAUGAGCACAGCCUGCAGGGCUCGGAGCUGGAUGACGAGAGGGACCGCGACUCUUAUCACUCCUGUCACAGCUCUGUGAGCUACCACAAGGACUCACCCCGCUGGGACCAAGAUGAUGAGGAUUUGGAGGACCUGGAGGACCUGGAAGAUGAGGAGCUGCCUGAGGAGGAGGAAUUGGAGGAGGAGGAAUUGGAGGAGGAGGAGGAGGAGGAGGAGUUGGAAGAAGAGGAGUUGGAGGAGGAGGAGGAAGUGCCUGAUGACCUGGCCAGCUAUGCCCAGCAGGAGGACACCACUGUGGCUGAGCCCAAAGAGUUCAAACGGAUCAGCCUCCCAACAGCUGCACCUCAGAAGGAUGACAAGGUUUCAGCUGUGCCCACAGAGGCCUCCGAUGUGACCAAAGGGAUCCCCAAAGCAGCCACACCUGAAGAGAAGGCAGCUGUAGAGCGUGCACAGGAAACCGAGCCCCCCAAGUCUGAGGAGAGUUUCAGAUCUCGAGAGGAUGAGGAGGGCCAGGAAGGGCAGGAUGCCAUGUCCAGGGCCAAAGCCAACUGGUUGCGAGCCUUCAACAAGGUGCGCAUGCAGCUGCAGGAGGCCCGAGGAGAAGGAGAGAUGUCCAAGUCUCUAUGGUUCAAAGGCGGUCCUGGUGGUGGCCUUAUCAUCAUUGACAGCAUGCCGGACAUCAGGAAGCGGAAGCCCAUUCCCCUCGUGAGCGACCUGGCCAUGUCGUUGGUCCAGUCGCGGAAGGCGGGCAUCACCUCGGCCUUGGCCUCCAGCACGUUGAACAAUGAAGAGUUGAAAAAUCACGUUUACAAGAAGACGCUGCAAGCCUUAAUCUACCCCAUCUCCUGCACCACGCCGCACAACUUCGAGGUGUGGACGGCCACCACGCCCACCUACUGCUACGAGUGCGAGGGGCUGCUGUGGGGCAUCGCGCGGCAGGGCAUGCGCUGCACCGAGUGCGGCGUUAAGUGCCACGAGAAGUGCCAAGACCUGCUCAACGCGGACUGCCUGCAGCGGGCGGCUGAGAAGAGCUCCAAGCAUGGCGCUGAAGACCGCACGCAGAACAUCAUCAUGGUGCUGAAGGACCGCAUGAAGAUCCGCGAACGCAACAAGCCCGAGAUCUUCGAGCUUAUCCAGGAGAUCUUCGCGGUCACCAAGAGCGCACACACACAGCAGAUGAAGGCUGUCAAGCAGAGCGUGCUGGACGGCACAUCCAAGUGGUCUGCCAAAAUUAGCAUCACGGUGGUCUGUGCCCAGGGCUUGCAAGCCAAGGACAAGACAGGGUCCAGUGAUCCUUACGUCACUGUCCAAGUUGGGAAGACGAAGAAAAGGACAAAAACCAUCUACGGGAACCUCAACCCAGUGUGGGAAGAGAAUUUCCACUUUGAAUGUCACAACUCCUCUGACCGGAUCAAGGUGCGUGUCUGGGAUGAAGACGAUGACAUCAAAUCCCGUGUGAAACAAAGGUUUAAGAGGGAGUCUGACGACUUCCUGGGGCAGACAAUCAUCGAGGUGCGGACGCUUAGUGGAGAGAUGGAUGUGUGGUACAAUCUGGACAAGAGGACAGACAAAUCCGCCGUGUCGGGGGCCAUUCGGCUUCACAUCAGCGUGGAGAUCAAAGGGGAGGAGAAGGUGGCGCCCUACCACGUCCAGUACACCUGUCUGCAUGAGAACCUGUUCCACUUUGUGACGGACGUGCAGAACAACGGCGUGGUGAAGAUUCCCGAUGCCAAGGGCGACGACGCCUGGAAGGUUUACUAUGAUGAGACGGCCCAGGAGAUCGUGGAUGAGUUUGCCAUGCGCUAUGGCGUUGAGUCCAUCUACCAAGCCAUGACCCACUUUGCCUGCCUCUCCUCCAAGUACAUGUGCCCUGGGGUACCCGCUGUCAUGAGCACCCUGCUUGCCAACAUCAACGCCUACUACGCACAUACCACCGCCUCCACCAACGUGUCUGCCUCCGACCGCUUCGCUGCCUCCAAUUUCGGGAAAGAGCGCUUUGUGAAACUUCUGGACCAGCUACACAACUCCCUGCGGAUCGACCUGUCCAUGUACCGGAACAACUUCCCAGCCAGCAGCCCUGAGCGGCUGCAGGACCUCAAGUCCACGGUGGACCUGCUCACCAGUAUCACCUUCUUCCGGAUGAAGGUUCAGGAACUGCAAAGCCCACCGCGCGCCAGCCAGGUGGUGAAGGACUGCGUGAAGGCCUGCCUCAACUCCACCUACGAGUACAUCUUCAACAACUGCCAUGAGCUCUAUGGCCGGGAGUACCAAACGGACCCGGCCAAGAAGGGGGAGGUUCCCCCGGAGGAGCAAGGCCCUAGCAUCAAGAACCUGGAUUUCUGGUCCAAGCUGAUCACCCUCAUCGUAUCUAUCAUAGAGGAGGAUAAGAACUCCUACACGCCCUGCCUCAACCAGUUUCCCCAGGAGCUGAAUGUGGGGAAGAUUAGUGCUGAGGUGAUGUGGAGCUUGUUUGCCCAAGACAUGAAGUACGCCAUGGAGGAACACGACAAACACCGGCUGUGUAAGAGCGCAGAUUAUAUGAACCUGCACUUCAAGGUCAAGUGGCUGUACAACGAGUACGUGGCCGAGCUGCCCACCUUCAAGGACCGUGUGCCCGAGUACCCUGCGUGGUUUGAGCCCUUCGUCAUCCAGUGGUUAGAUGAGAAUGAGGAGGUGUCCCGGGACUUCCUGCAUGGCGCACUCGAGCGGGACAAGAAGGAUGGGUUCCAGCAGACAUCGGAGCAUGCCCUGUUCUCUUGCUCGGUAGUGGACGUCUUCUCCCAGCUCAACCAGAGCUUCGAGAUCAUCAAGAAGCUGGAGUGUCCUGACCCCCAGAUUGUGGGCCACUACAUGCGGCGCUUUGCCAAGACCAUUAGCAAUGUGCUUCUCCAGUACGCGGACAUUGUUUCCAAGGACUUCGCCUCCUACUGCUCCAAGGAGAAGGAGAAAGUGCCCUGCAUCCUCAUGAACAACACACAGCAGCUCCGGGUGCAGCUGGAGAAGAUGUUCGAGGCGAUGGGCGGGAAGGAGCUGGAUGCCGAGGCCAGUGGCACCCUGAAGGACUUGCAGGUGAAACUCAACAAUGUCCUGGAUGAACUCAGCCACGUGUUUGCCACCAGCUUCCAGCCACACAUUGAGGAGUGUGUCAGACAGAUGGGUGACAUCCUGAGCCAGGUGAAGGGCACAGGCAACGUGCCCGCCAGUGCCUGCAGCAGCGUGGCCCAGGAUGCAGACAACGUGCUGCAGCCCAUCAUGGAUCUUCUGGACAGCAACCUCACACUGUUUGCCAAAAUCUGUGAGAAGACGGUUCUGAAGCGUGUGCUGAAGGAGCUCUGGAAACUGGUGAUGAACACCAUGGAGAAGACCAUCGUCCUGCCACCACUCACUGACCAGACGAUGAUUGGCACCCUCUUGAGAAAACAUGGCAAGGGCCUAGAAAAGGGCAGGGUGAAACUGCCAAGCCACUCAGACGGGACACAAAUGAUCUUCAAUGCCGCGAAGGAACUGGGCCAGCUGUCCAAACUCAAGGAUCACAUGGUUCGAGAAGAAGCCAAGAGCUUGACCCCGAAGCAGUGCGCCGUAGUUGAACUGGCCCUGGACACCAUUAAGCAAUACUUCCAUGCGGGGGGCGUGGGCCUCAAGAAGACCUUCCUGGAGAAGAGCCCGGACCUCCAGUCCCUGCGCUACGCCCUGUCGCUCUACACGCAGGCCACUGACCUGCUCAUCAAAACCUUCGUGCAGACACAGUCAGCGCAGGUCCAUGGUGGAAAGGGGACUAGGUUUACCCUUAGUGAAGACGUUUGUCCUGAGAUGGGCUCGGGUGUGGAAGACCCUGUAGGUGAAGUGUCUGUCCACGUGGAGCUGUUCACACAUCCGGGAACUGGGGAACAGAAGGUCACAGUGAAGGUGGUGGCCGCCAAUGACCUCAAGUGGCAGACUUCUGGCAUCUUCCGUCCGUUCAUCGAGGUCAACAUCGUUGGACCUCAGCUGAGCGACAAGAAACGCAAGUUCGCCACCAAAUCCAAAAACAACAGCUGGGCGCCCAAGUAUAACGAGAGCUUCCAGUUCUCCCUGAGCGCCGACGCGGGCCCUGAGUGCUACGAGCUGCAAGUGUGCGUGAAGGACUACUGCUUCGCGCGCGAGGACCGCACCGUGGGGCUGGCGGUGCUGCAGCUGCGGGAGCUGGCCCAGCGUGGGAGCGCCGCGUGCUGGCUGCCGCUCGGCCGCCGCAUCCACAUGGACGACACGGGGCUCACAGUGCUGCGCAUCCUGUCGCAGCGCAGCAACGACGAGGUGGCCAAGGAGUUCGUCAAGCUCAAGUCCGACACGCGCUCGGCCGAGGAGGGCGGUGCCGCGCCUGCGCCCUAGCGCGCGUUUUGGCGGCGGGGCGGGGCCUGGGACCGGAUGAGGCCCCGCCUUCCGUAGGCCACCAAACUCCAGAGGCCACGCCCCUCCACCUCAGUGGCCUUGGCUGGGGAGGCCCUGCCUCCUGCCCCUGGAAAAGCCAUAGAGGGUCCGGUGCCCAGGGCAUAGGCUGGGCAGGGCUGCAUGGGAGGCCGGGACGCAGCCUCUGGUGUCUGCAAAAUAGAGUGCGGGAUGGGCUCUCAAAAGCACACGCGCCCUCGGCGCACACCUGGGGCUGAGGGCGCCCCUCCCCGCAGACCCCGCCCUCAGCAGCGGGCUCACCGGUAGCUGGCGACCUUGCCACACCUUAGGCUGAGCUC